Messenger RNA from Phaedon cochleariae (mustard beetle), 948 nucleotides. NCBI's taxonomy places the organism in Eukaryota, Metazoa, Arthropoda, Insecta, Coleoptera, Chrysomelidae. The record is from the annotation of a GenBank genome assembly.
AUGACGAAUGAAAUUAGAAGAUAAAAGAUAAUGGUUAUGUUCCAUGUUGUUGUUUUGUUUUACGGUUAUGUUUAAAUAUUGGUUGUGUUUAGAAAUAUAAGAAUGUAUAAUUUCAGGGCAGUACUACAUGCUAUCACUAGACAAUCAUCUAAACAAAUCAGUUGUAGUCGAAGUUUGUCCAUUGCUAACCUAAAUUGUCUGAAAAACAUAACAUUGAAUACUGAGCCCCAUAGAACAUGGGACUUUUGCAAGAGAACUUCACCUAGUCUGCAGCCAAUCAGACAUUAUGCGAAAGGAAAAGAUAGAAAGAAGGAAAAGGGUAAAGUCAAAGUAGAAGUCAAUGAAACACAGUUGUCUGAAACGAUCAAUAUUGAAAUGAUGAAAAACCAAAUGCAGAGAAUUCUAGAGCAAAUGAAAGAUGAAUUCAUCAGGCAUUUAUCAUUACGUUCUACUUCAGGGUCCCUAGAGAUGAUACCAGUGAAUGUUGAUGGGAAGGAGCACACAUUACAAGAACUUGCUCAAAUAGUUAGGAAGAAUCCCAAAACCAUAGUGAUAAAUAUGUCAAUUUUUCCACAAGCUAUUCCAGCUGCCUUGAAAGCAAUAGAAAAAUCUGGAAUGAAUCUCAACCCACAACAAGAUGGAACAACUUUAUUCAUACCUAUACCAAAGGUGACCAAAGAACAUAGAGAAAACCUUGCUAAGAAUGCAAAACAGUUAUUUGUAAAGUGUAAAGAUGGCAUAAGGGAAGUCCAAACAAAAUAUAUCAAACAAGUGAAGAGAAAGGAAGGUAUUUCACAAGACUUAGCUAGAUCAGUAGAAACACAGAUUGUAACUGUUGCUGAUGGAUUCAUCAGUCAAGGGGAACAGAUUCUGGAGAGUAAAAGAGAUGAACUUAUUGGAAAAGAUUAGGAUUAUUAUUUAUGAGAAUAUGUAUCAUUAUUGUGAAAA